Molecule: messenger RNA, 1533 nt
Organism: Diaporthe batatas
Lineage: Eukaryota; Fungi; Ascomycota; Sordariomycetes; Diaporthales; Diaporthaceae
Exons: 3
Coding region: 1-1533 (510 amino acids)
Cellular component (GO): membrane
Molecular function (GO): signaling receptor activity
Source: RefSeq, a predicted model, not a curated record
AUGAACGGUCCCUCUUUAGCCAUGACCUCCUGCGCCCCUUUCGCUGUCCGGGCCAACGACGGUAGCCCGCCGACUGUUGACUCUACCGGCGCCGACACCCGGCCAGGAAUUCGCCGAAGACGUCACAGCCACUUCAUCCCACGCCGCCGGAAAUCUAUAGUAUCCUCCAUCAUGGAGGGCGAGGAGGCCGUCAUCCUCAAGGUCGACCUGUUCCUCUCCGAGCUUGAGCGAAGGCUGGAAUUCCUGGAGAGCUAUACCGACUUCACAGUGGAUUCGACCCUCUCGAGGGCCUACAACACGUUGCAGACUGUCCGGUCACGAUGCAGCCAAGUUUCCGAGGAGGUUAUCGGUGAAGGCCGGAGGCGCUUCCACGUCAUGAUGGAGACCAUGGAGUACAGGUAUCAUGACGCACUCGAAGCCGCCGACUCAAUGAGCGACAAGGCGCGCGUCAGCAUCGAGCUGCUUGACACCAUGCUGUCCGACGUCGAGACGCGAGCCCACAAGCUUCGCCAGCGUGGGUUACAGAACAUGACAGACGCGGCAGAGAUCGUCAUCGGCGAGGGCCGUCACGUCCUUGACAAGGGCCUGGACAAGGCCCGCGGCGUGGUCGAGGAGGGCCUCCGUGGCGCAAAGCAUGCCGCCGAGAGCCUCGAGGACAAGAUCCAGAAGGCUAUGCUCCGAGCCAAGGAGCACGGCCUGAUUUGCUAUGAAGACCUUCCCGUGCCGUGGAGGGUUAACCCCCACAUUGUGAGUGGAUAUAGGUUUACUGAAACCUACUCGGGAUGCAUCCGUUCAGCAUUUGGCAUCUCGAACGAGCUCGUCAACAUAUGGUCCCAUGCAAUCGGCCUCAUCCUCGUCCUCGCCUUGGCAUUUUACUUCUACCCAACGAGCAUCAACUUCCAUCUCAGCACCAACGCAGACGUCUUUAUCGCGGCCAUCUUCUUCUUUGCAGCCUGCCAGUGUCUCGUAUGCAGCACAAUCUGGCACACCAUGAACGCGAUUACUGAUGUCAAUCUAAUAUCGACAUUUGCGUGCGUGGACUACACCGGCAUCUCCCUCCUGAUCGCUGCGAGCAUCAUGACUACCGAAUAUACAGCCUUCUACUGUGAGCCUGUCAGCCGGUGGGUAUACAUGGUCGUAACAGGGCUCCUGGGCCUCGGGGGCGUCAUACUCCCCUGGAAUCCGACAUUCAAUGGGGCAGACAUGGCAUGGGCUCGAGUAGCAUUCUUUGUCUUUCUCGGUGCCACGGGUUUCCUGCCAAUCAUGCAACUGUCCAUAUCGCGCGGUACCGAGUUUGUCUGGGAAUUUUACUCACCCAUUGGUAAAAGCCUUCUGGUCUAUGUCUCGGGUGCCUUCGUGUACGCGAGCAAGGUGCCUGAAAGGUGGUUCCCAGGGAUGUUCGAUUAUUUUGGCGGAUCACACAAUCUGUGGCACUGUGCAGUUCUGGGUGGGAUCUUGUUCCAUUACACGGCCAUGCAAGAAUUUUUUGCACAGGCCUUCAGGCGAGCAGAGGGCGGAUGCCCCUCAUAUUGA